This is a messenger RNA of Miscanthus lutarioriparius, 1656 nucleotides long. The record is from the annotation of a GenBank genome assembly. NCBI's taxonomy places the organism in Eukaryota, Viridiplantae, Streptophyta, Magnoliopsida, Poales, Poaceae.
AUGUCCAAGGCCUUCGCCAAGUCCCUCUCCCAGCUCAACAAGGCCCUCAUCAGGAGGCUCAACGCCCUCGUCGUCACCCGGGCGCAGCCUGCGCCGGCGAGGCCGUCGCCGGAUGGUGGGCGCGUGGCGACGCCGCCGCAGCUGGACCUGGUGGAUGCGCUCCCGCCGUCGUCCGCGGCGGGCGGCGUCGCCGUGUGCAAGGUGGAGGGCGGCCUACUAAGGUCCUCCUCUGCCUUCCCUUACUUCAUGCUCGUGGCCCUGGAGGGCGGCGGGUUCGUCAGGGCGCUGCUCCUGCUGCUGCUCUACCCCGCCCUGCGCCUGCUCGGCCACGACAGGGCGGUCAGGGCCAUGGCCGUCGUCACCUUCCUCGGGCUCCGGAAGGACGCGUUCCGUGCGGGCGGGGCCGCGCUGCCCAAGCUGCUCCUGGAGGACGUGAGCGCCGAGGUGUUCGACGCGGCGGUGGCGCCGCCCCGCCGGCGGUGCGUGUGCGUCAGCGCCAUGCCGCGGGCCAUGGUGCAGCCGUUCCUGGUCCAGUACCUCGGUGUCGACGCCGUCGUCGCGCCCGAGAUGAGGGAGUUCAGGGGGUACUACCUGGGCGUCAUGGAGGACGAGAGCGAGUUGCUGCGUGCGCUGGACGUCGGGAAGGUGAUCGCCGGAGACAAGGCCGGCGGCGGCAGUGACGACGACGUCGUCGGCGGCGUUGCUGGACUCGGGUCCUCGUUCGCCCAGGUGUUCCAAAAGCAUUGCAAGGAGGUAUACGUGCCGACCGAGUCGGCACGGCGGCGAUGGCACGCGCUCCCGCGGCGGCGCUACCCGAAGCCCCUCAUCUUCCACGACGGCCGGAUCGCCUUCCGUCCGACGCCUGCCGCGACGCUCGCCAUGUUCAUGUGGGUGCCAAUGGGCGCGGCCCUCGCCGUCGUCCGCAGCGCCACCUUCCUCGUCCUCCCGUUCUCUCUCUCCGUGCCCCUCCUCGCCGCCCUCGGCAUGCACAGUCGCCUCAUCGCCAACCCCUCCUCGGCGUCCAAGAACCUCUUCGCCUGCAACCACCGCUCCCUGCUCGACCCGCUCUACGUCGCCGCGGCCGCGAGGCGCGCGGACCUCGCCGCCGCUACCUACAGCAUCAGCCGCCUCUCGGAGGUCCUGUCGCCGAUCCCCACGUUCCGCCUCACCCGGGACCGCGCGGCGGACCGCGCCGCCAUGCACGCGAAGCUGCAGUCGCGCGGCCCCGGCGGCGGCGGGCUGGUCGUCUGCCCCGAGGGCACCACCUGCCGCGAGCCGUACCUGCUGCGGUUCAGCCCGCUGUUCGCCGAGCUCGGCCACGACGUGGCGCCCGUGGCGCUGCACUCGUCGGUGGGCAUGUUCCACGGCACGACGGCGGGGGGGUGGAAGGGGCUGGACCCACUGUUCCUGCUCAUGAACCCCGUGCCGGCAUACAUCGUGCAGUUCUUGGACACCCUCAAGUGCGGCGGCGACGGCCCGGAGGCGGCGCGCGCCGUGGCGAACGAGCUGCAGCGGCGGAUCGCGGAGGCGCUGGGGUACACGUGCACGGGGCUGACGAGGAAGGACAAGUACCUCAUGCUCGCCGGCAACGAAGGCCUCGUCGACGUCAACCACGGCGGCGGCGCCAAGAAGAAAUCUCCUACUUGUGCUACCUAG